Messenger RNA from Elaeis guineensis (African oil palm), 1099 nucleotides. The record is from RefSeq and is a predicted model, not a curated record. NCBI's taxonomy places the organism in Eukaryota, Viridiplantae, Streptophyta, Magnoliopsida, Arecales, Arecaceae.
GUGAACCCGGUCCGUCGCAGCCAUACCUUUCUUUCCGUCCGAGGCAAGAAAAGUGGAACGCCAUCCUCUCGCUCCCCUCCCCCUCCCCCCCGGGAUCUCUCUUCUCCUCCUCCGUCCCCCCAGCCCCCCUCCCUCCCUCCCUCUUUACUCUCUCUCUCUCUGUGAUUCCAACAAUUCUAGGGCUAGGGCUAGGGUUAGGGUUUGAGAGAUGGGACAGCAGACGCUGAUCUACAGCUUCGUGGCCCGAGGGACGGUGAUCCUGGCGGAGUACACGGAAUUCACCGGCAACUUCACCAGCAUCGCCUCCCAAUGCCUCCAGAAGCUCCCCGCCAGCAACAACAAGUUCACCUAUAACUGCGACAGCCACACCUUCAACUACCUCGUUGAGGACGGAUUCACAUACUGCGUGGUUGCAGUUGAGGCAGCUGGCAGGCAAAUUCCCAUUGCCUUUUUGGAGAGGGUUAAGGAAGACUUUAAGAAAAGAUAUGGUGGGGGAAAAGCAGCAACUGCUUCAGCCAACGGCCUCAACCGUGAAUUUGGGCCUAAACUAAAAGAGCACAUGCAGUAUUGUGUAGACCAUCCUGAGGAGAUCGGUAAGCUGGCAAAAGUGAAAGCUCAGGUGUCAGAAGUCAAGGGAGUUAUGAUGGAAAAUAUUGAGAAGGUUCUAGAACGUGGAGAAAAAAUUGAACUCCUUGUUGACAAAACAGAGAAUCUUCGCUCACAGGCUCAAGAUUUCAGGCCAGGGCACAAAGAUGAGGAGGAAGAUGUGGUGGCAGAAUAUGAAGAUAAAACUAAUUGUCUUGGGCAUUCUCAUUGCGCUAAUCCUGAUCAUAAUCUUGUCAGUCUGCCACGGCUUCAAAUGCACAUGAGACCGUGCACCUCUCUUCCCCUUCUGUAUAGUACCAUCUUUUACUUACUAUAUGAAUACUGGUGCUUUUGUGAUUACUUGUGCUGUAUUCUCCCCUGUUGAACUCUUUCAUAGUUUGCUGGGAAUUGGUGUGGAAAUGCUGAUGUAUUUCAGAUGCUGUGCAUGUAUAGACUAUUAUAACAGACUUUUCUCGUGACAAAAGUACGGAGGGUCUUGUUCUUGGUCAUGAUA